Entrophospora candida is the source of this 750-nucleotide messenger RNA. Lineage: Eukaryota; Fungi; Glomeromycota; Glomeromycetes; Entrophosporales; Entrophosporaceae. The record is from the annotation of a GenBank genome assembly.
AUGCCACGUCAAAUUAGAAGAGGUCGAUUCAAUUAUUAUCGUGGUAAAUUUGAUAACCAACGAAUUUAUAAUGAUAAUAAUGGAAAUAAAAAUAUUGGCAACAAAAACAAUAGCAAUAUUAACGAUUACGAAAAUCGACUUUGCCAACAAGCCGUUGUUGAUCCUGCUUCAAUUAACACUGUUGCCACCAACACCAUUUACAAUGAUAAUACCAACAAUAAUUUGUCACGGCAACAACGACAAUACCCACAACAGAAUCAACAAAGACUUAAUAGAAAGCCUCCAAAUUGGUCCAACAACGAAGAAUUGAAACUAAUCGAAUAUUUAUGUAGUCAUUAUGAUCAAUACAAACAAAAUAAACCAAAAUUCUUUCGUAAUCUCAGUGAACACAGUGAACAAAUAUUCGAACAUAAGAGAAGAGCCGAUCAAAUUAAAGGAAGAUUUACUUCUCUUAUGUUCCAUUAUCGUAAUAAAAUAAACAUUUUCAAUGCUAUUGAACAGUUUCUUGAUUUAGAGCAGAAAAUGGAAAAGGGUGAAGUGAUGGUGAAGAAGGUAGAUGAAAAGAUAAAAAAGGAUGAUGAUAAGAAAGAUUUCAGGCAAAAUCUAUCAUCAAACAAUAAUAAUAAUCAGAAGGAUUAUAAGAAUAAAGAUAAUAAUGACUACGGCGCUAAUGACUAUAUUAAAUUUAAUAAUGAUAAUGAGAAUUCCUCUGACGAUUCUAAUGAUAUUAAUGAUAAUGUUACAAGCAGC